Messenger RNA from Zychaea mexicana, 732 nucleotides. RefSeq lists its product as uncharacterized. The transcript has 3 exons. The record is from RefSeq and is a predicted model, not a curated record. The coding region runs from base 1 to 732 and encodes 243 amino acids. Lineage: Eukaryota; Fungi; Mucoromycota; Mucoromycetes; Mucorales; Lichtheimiaceae.
AUGUCUAAUAAUACUACCGUAAAGCAAACAGGAAAAGCUAUAACAACAAAAGCAUUAUUUGCCGUAAUCUCCUCGGUUAAGAGUUUCAUCACAAGAAUUGAUGAAGUAAACGAGGAGGUCGACGCUGAUCUGCAAGAGCUCAAGACAGUCGCCACCGAGCUGCGCCAGAAAGUUGACGCGAUCCGACUAAUAGUGGAUCGAAUUUUUGAGGUUCUCCAGCAAGGAGAUAGGCAGGAGCCUGUUGAACAGGAACCGAGAGACGUCAAUACCACAAGACGAACACUUGUCCGCCCGUUCGUUGUGGUGAACAACCGUCGCCAGGCUCAAAAUUUGAGCACAGACGUUCUGAGGCAAUUCAUUGCCUUACAGUUAUUUGCCGAUUACGAAGAAGAGCUGUGCGGCAACGCCAUGACGAACAUCAUGCUCGAAACGACCAUGAUCAUCCAAGAGAUCAUCACCGAGGAGGGCAUUUCUCUUGCAACAGCAUGGAGUUCAAUUGACCCUAGCAUACAAAAAAAGUAUGCUUUGAUUCCAGAGGUCAACUGUAAAGCAUUCGAUGUUCACUUUGACCAAUGCGUCAACUCGUGGGCAACGAAGUGGUUGUUGCAAUACAUGUUGGGCAACAAGCACCGAUACCACAAACGUACAAGUCUGGAAAAGACCGACGACGAGUCAUCCAGCAGCGGUGACGGCGAGGAGCAAGAAGAGGAAGACAACACUCGUCCGAGGUAA